AUGGGAAAUUACAUUUCGUGCACUUUGGCCACCCCUUUAAUCAAGAGCGGGAAAGCUGCAAGGGUGAUCCUUCCUGGAGGUGAAAUCAGGCAAUUCCGGGAGUCUAUGAAGGCUGCAGAGCUUAUGUUGGAGUGUCCAAACUUUUUCUUGACGAAUUCCCAAUCUCUUCACAUAGGGAGGAGAUUUUCAGCUCUGAGUGCUGAUGAGGAAUUAGAGUUCGGCAACGUGUACAUCAUGUUCCCAAUGAAGAGAGUCAACUCUAUGGUAACUGCAGCUGAUAUGGCUAUGCUUUUCAUGGCAGCAAACUCUGCAGCCAAAAGAAUAUCUGGAGGAAAAGUGAGGAUAUUGCCGGAGUCUGGCAACGUUGACGGGCAAGAAAGUUCAACAGAAUGCGAAGAUGGAGGCUCGAGGUUGAGUUUGGAAGGGGUUGAUGAGGGGUUCCCGGUUGCAGAAUUUAAGCACAGGUUAUCUGUCUGUAGGUCAAGAAAACCUUCCUUGGAGACUAUCAAAGAAGAGCCAGUUCGCUCAAGGUGA
Molecule: messenger RNA, 534 nt
Organism: Theobroma umbraticum
Lineage: Eukaryota; Viridiplantae; Streptophyta; Magnoliopsida; Malvales; Malvaceae
Source: RefSeq, a predicted model, not a curated record